Athalia rosae (coleseed sawfly) is the source of this 2338-nucleotide messenger RNA. Its product is annotated as tubulin beta-1 chain. Gene Ontology annotation, cellular component: microtubule; cytoplasm. The coding region runs from base 105 to 1448 and encodes 447 amino acids. Gene Ontology annotation, molecular function: GTPase activity; GTP binding; structural constituent of cytoskeleton. The transcript is spliced from 2 exons. Gene Ontology annotation, biological process: mitotic cell cycle; microtubule cytoskeleton organization. The record is from RefSeq and is a predicted model, not a curated record. NCBI's taxonomy places the organism in Eukaryota, Metazoa, Arthropoda, Insecta, Hymenoptera, Athaliidae.
ACCGGUGCCACCGCAUUCGCAUAAACGCUUCUUGGCUCUCGCGACGCGUACGAGCUUUCAGUUGUCAAGUUGAACAGAGUUGAGAAAAAAACCGACAGAUCAACAUGAGGGAAAUCGUGCACAUCCAAGCUGGUCAGUGCGGAAACCAAAUUGGAGCUAAGUUUUGGGAAAUAAUCAGUGACGAGCAUGGAAUUGACCCGACCGGCGCCUACCACGGAGACUCCGAUCUCCAGUUGGAGAGGAUCAACGUUUACUACAAUGAGGCGUCCGGUGGAAAAUACGUUCCUCGUGCCAUCCUAGUUGAUCUGGAGCCCGGCACCAUGGACUCUGUCCGCUCAGGUCCAUUCGGUCAAAUCUUCCGCCCCGACAACUUCGUCUUCGGACAGAGCGGAGCCGGAAACAACUGGGCCAAGGGUCACUACACCGAGGGUGCCGAGCUGGUGGACUCCGUCUUGGACGUCGUGAGGAAGGAGGCUGAAAGCUGCGAUUGUCUUCAAGGUUUCCAGCUCACCCACUCCCUCGGCGGUGGUACCGGAUCCGGAAUGGGAACCCUCCUGAUCUCAAAAAUCCGCGAGGAGUACCCGGACAGAAUAAUGAACACCUACUCCGUCGUUCCUUCACCAAAAGUAUCCGACACCGUAGUCGAACCCUACAAUGCCACCCUCUCGGUUCAUCAACUGGUCGAAAACACCGACGAAACUUACUGUAUUGACAACGAAGCAUUGUACGACAUCUGCUUCCGUACCUUGAAACUAUCCACACCGACCUACGGCGACCUUAACCAUCUCGUAUCCCUCACCAUGUCUGGAGUAACCACCUGCCUCAGAUUCCCGGGUCAGCUGAACGCCGACCUCAGGAAACUUGCCGUCAACAUGGUACCCUUCCCUCGUCUUCACUUCUUCAUGCCCGGAUUCGCGCCCCUCACAUCUCGCGGCAGUCAGCAAUACCGCGCCCUCUCUGUCCCCGAACUCACCCAGCAGAUGUUCGACGCCAAAAACAUGAUGGCAGCCUGUGACCCGCGACACGGAAGGUAUUUGACGGUGGCAGCUAUCUUCAGAGGAAGAAUGUCGAUGAAGGAAGUCGACGAACAGAUGUUGAACAUCCAGAACAAGAACAGCUCGUACUUCGUCGAAUGGAUCCCGAACAACGUGAAGACCGCAGUGUGCGACAUCCCACCUCGUGGACUGAAGAUGUCGGCUACCUUCAUCGGUAACUCCACCGCCAUCCAAGAGCUGUUCAAGAGGAUCUCAGAGCAGUUCACCGCUAUGUUCAGGAGGAAAGCUUUCUUGCAUUGGUACACCGGUGAGGGUAUGGAUGAGAUGGAAUUCACCGAGGCUGAGUCCAACAUGAACGAUCUGGUCUCUGAAUACCAGCAGUACCAGGAGGCUACCGCCGACGAGGACGCCGAGUUCGACGAAGAGCAAGAAGCCGAAGUUGACGAGAACUAGGUCUCCUUACACCUAGCCCUAUAGAUCUGCUCCCAGUAUCUUACCCCCUUGUCCUUUUCCCUCCCAGCGCCCCUGUCCCAACGCUUUAUUCAUACUUGUGUUUUCGUUAGAUCGUUUUCUUACGGACCGUAUAUCGACCAUGACAGCAGCCAGGCCGCGCGCUUUCCUUAUCAUUUCCCACCACCAUUACCACCUUCACCUAAGCCGGAAAAUGUCAACGAAUUGUUAACAACCGUUGGUAAAAUGUUUGCGGUGAAAUUGAAUGCUGUAGUGUGUUUUUUGUAUUUUGAUUGUUUUCUGAACGGUAAACAAUAUAAAAGAGAAAGAAACAUCAACAACAAAUAAUAAGAAAAAAGAAACAACAACAAAAAGUACUGUCUUUUGAAUAAUUUGUUUUUUCAUUCUCGAUAGUUAUUUCUUAUCUUACAAUUUACCAAACGCUAGUUAACGUGUUUAGGAGACGCGCUCUUACCAGCCAGCUUAGUAUCUAUAUUUUCGAUUGCUGUUGAAAUUGAUUGUUUUUCUUUUCUUUUUCUUUGUGGUAUUUUAGUUUUUAUACAAAUGUAAUUGUACACAUAUUGUCGCGACUACUCUGUUGUAAAACCGUUGGCAACACAUUCCGAAUAAAAGUAUAUAGGUAUCGUUACAACUCUCGUAACAAAGACUGACGCCUUGUGUUUAAUUCUUUAUCUCGUUUACUUCUAUUCAUGUUUUAUCUGUUCUUCAUGUUUUGUAAUUUUCUUUUAUUUUGGUUCGUAAACGAAGGUCAAAUUAUUUCUGGUUGUGUAGCGCGUCUUGUAUCGAUCCUCCAAUGUGUAAAGUCAUCUGCGAGGUUGCCACAAUCUUAUAAUAAAUUAUUAUGAAAUAAAAGUACAUUUUAUUAACACGUA